Messenger RNA from Peromyscus leucopus (white-footed mouse), 2164 nucleotides. RefSeq names its product V-set and transmembrane domain containing 5 (gene Vstm5). The transcript has 4 exons. Bases 592 to 1191 code for a protein of 199 amino acids. The record is from RefSeq and is a predicted model, not a curated record. NCBI's taxonomy places the organism in Eukaryota, Metazoa, Chordata, Mammalia, Rodentia, Cricetidae. Gene Ontology annotation, cellular component: plasma membrane; dendrite; axon. Gene Ontology annotation, biological process: positive regulation of excitatory synapse assembly; filopodium assembly.
UGAAUGGAUGGAUGGAUGAAAGGAUGGAUGGAUGGAUGCCAUUGUUGUCCAUAUACUCCACACAGAGCCAGCCUGAGUCUCCUUCUCUAUCACCUCUUACUGCUCACCCCCACCUCCGGCUGUCACUGGGCUUUCCUAAAAGUGCCCAUGAAGUCUUCAGAUUGUCAGUUUGGGUCCUCCUGGGGCAACAGUUAGCACUAGCCCUCUCUCUAGCCACCUCCCUGCACUGAACCUUGAAUUGAUACAGUGGGUGUGACUCUCAGGAAAUUGCUCAUUAUUUGCCAUUAGUGCCUGAGAGUGCGUGCCUUCCUAUUAUCCAUAUCUUUCUAUAUUCAUAGUCCUCCUUCUCUCCUCCCUCCCUCUUCCCUUCCUCCUUUCUUCCCCCUCUCCUGGGAACUGGUUCAACCAGAGUACAACCUGCUCAUCUACCUCUGUCUGGCGCUGAAGCAGCUGCAGGAGCUGGGACGUGCAGAGCUGCGGAGCUGAGGCUAGAGAGGCCAGGCUGGCGCAGUGCGGGGUGCCGAGGGCGAGCAAUCGGCCCAGCUACCUCCCCGAGGCCCAUGCGGGGCCAGUGCCGCCGGCUGCUCCUUCAUGAGGCCGCCGUGGUGCGGGAGGAGGACUCGCGGCAUCCCGCUGGGGCUGCUGGCGCUCUGGGUGGCCGCCGCCCGCUGUUUGCAGAGUCAGGGUGUGUCUCUGCACAUCCCACGGUCAGCCAUCAAUGCCACUGUCCAAGAAGACAUCCUGCUGUCCGUGGACUACUCCUGCCACGGCGUGCCCACUAUUGAGUGGAAGUACACCUCAAACUGGGGUGUGCAGAAGAUUGUGGAGUGGAAACCCGGGACCCCAGCCAAUGUCUCCCAAAGCCACAGAGACAGAGUCUGCACCUUCGACAACGGCUCCAUCCAGCUUUUCAGUGUAGGCGUGAGGGAUUCUGGCUACUACGUCAUCACUGUCACAGAGCACCCGGGGAGCAGGCAGUUUGGCACAAUCGUACUGCAUGUGUCUGAGAUCCGCUAUGAAGACCUCCACUUUGUCGCUGUCUUCUUCGCUCUGCUCGCCGCUGUGGCUGCGGUGCUCAUCAGCCUCAUGUGGGUCUGCAAUCGGUGUGCCUACAAAUUCCAAAGGAAGAGAAGACACAAGCUCCAAGAAAGCACCACUGAGGAGCUUGAAAUGAAAGACGUCGAGUGUUAGCCAAGACCAUGCCCAACUACACUGCUACCUCAAGAAAAACAGUGUUUUCCAGUCUAAGAACAAAGUGAGCCGAUCCUUGCGGCAGCCUCUCGCCAUCCUGGCCUGCACCCCUUUCCUGACGGGAACAGCUGAGGUGGCAGUUCACUACAGACAGCCAGCUCUAGGACUUGUGUGUAGUUCAAGGAACAGUUCAACUGAGGCUUUCUGCCAGGAGCUUUCCUUGGCUGCAGCUUCAGGGCCAUGCUGAUUCUUAACCAGGCAGGCAUCAGUAGCUGCUUACAGCACUGGCUAUGAUCCCAGGCUGGCCUGAUGGACGAGUCCCUGUCUCCAGGGCCAGAGUGUCUACAGAGGGGCUGAUGUGCGGCCAGCACUAGGACAUGCUCUCUGUGCCUUUGUGCUCCUGUCUGGUCUGCAAACUGCUGCACCCUCCAUCUCCCUGUCUUCCGUCCCAUAAACACUGCUGUGGAGACAGCGUGAGCAAGCCUGAGGCCCUGAGACAGUCUGAUGAGGUGGAGUGCGCUGCGCCUCAGCAAGCGAAGCUGAGCGCACUGAGGAAACAGAAGGUAGUGUUCUCAUCCUCCCUCAUACAAAAUUAAUCAGGUGGCCUAAACUUGGGUUUAGUGUGAGGAAAACACGGCAGCUGGAUGGGUGGUAUAACAGGAAAAAUCCAUAAUGUCAGGCUUCAUUCAGCUACAGCCUAGUCAUCACCAACUCUCGUCUCCAGUCAGAUCCAGGACUGAAGAGUGUGUGGCCUUCACCUACCUCACAGGGCAUGAGGGGAAGCCAGCAUUAGCCUAGAUCUCUUUGAAUGAUGGAGAAAAGCAUGAGAAUCCUUGAAGAAUCUGGAAAGCUAUAUGGGAAAGUGCUGUAUUGAGUAGCAAAGGUUAAAAUGCCCCGGGAUGGAGCUAGAGAGAAGGUUCAGCAGCUAAGAGCACUGGCUGUUCUUGCUGAGGGCCCAGAUUCAGUUCUGAGC